Molecule: messenger RNA, 2037 nt
Organism: Haliaeetus leucocephalus (bald eagle)
Lineage: Eukaryota; Metazoa; Chordata; Aves; Accipitriformes; Accipitridae
Gene: MPL
Product: MPL proto-oncogene, thrombopoietin receptor
Exons: 12
Coding region: 136-1968 (610 amino acids)
Biological process (GO): hemopoiesis; cytokine-mediated signaling pathway; positive regulation of cell population proliferation
Cellular component (GO): external side of plasma membrane
Molecular function (GO): protein binding; cytokine receptor activity
Source: RefSeq, a predicted model, not a curated record
GGGCGGGGGGAACCUCCAGCCAGGCUUCCUGAGCUGCACAGCCACCACUUCCCAGAUAAAGGUAUUGCCUGGAGGAGCCGCAGUAGCUCCCAGGGUGCUGGGAGGGGCCCAGCGCAGCGCCCACGGCCCCAGCACAUGGGUUGCAGGAUGGCAGCCUACCUGCAUCAGGGCUGGCUGCUCUCACUGCUCCCUGCUGUCCUGCUCAGCCUCCGCAGCCCUCCAGCAGCCCCUGAGCCGGUGACAUCCCAAGACGCUGCGCUGUUGGCGGGGGUGCCCGAGGACAUCCUCUGCUUCUCCCGCUCCUUUGAGGACCUCACCUGCUUCUGGGAUGAAGAGGAGGAGGAGGAGGCGGUGAGCAGGAUGUGCCACUUCUACUACUGGUACAGCAGGGAUGCGCCCACGGCAUGUGCGGUGUCCACGUUGCGCCGUGGGGCUGGUGGGACGCGGCAUGUCUGCGUCUUCCCCAGCCAGGACGUGCGGCUCUUCACCCAGCUCCACCUCUGCGUCCUGGACGCCAUCACCAACCAGACCAAGUACUGGCGGGAGCUCAGCGUGGAUGCAGUGGGUCUCAUCGCCCCCCCAGCAAACCUCACGGCCCGCUGGGCUGGGGCUGCAGGGCAGCUCUGCGUGUCAUGGCAGCCACCACUUGCCGACUACGAGAACUUCUUCCUCUACGAGGUGCAGUGCUGCCCUGCCAGCUCCCCAGAGAUGCCCUGCAGCACCGUGUUGGACCCCGGUGGGCAGCACCCUGGGGACCCUUCCAGCCAGCCAGCCAUCAGCACCCACACCCCCAUGGCUGGGGCAGCCACAGCCUCCCUGGGAGCGGGGCAGAGACUGGUCCAGGCCAACACCUGGGUGGUCCUUCGGGACCUGUGGCCAGGGGUGAGGUACCACAUCCAGGUACGCAGCAAGCCUGACGGCACUUCCAUGGACGGCGUCUGGGGGCCCUGGUCGCGGGCAGUGGCUGCAGAGACACCCCGCUCCUCUGGAGACAUCGGGCUGAGCUGCAGCACCCCUGACCUGCAGCACGUGCGCUGUGAGUGGAGCUGGGACCCUGGAGAGCCCCACAGCUCCCACCAGCUCUUCUACCGUCCGCCUCCAAGCGGGGCCAGCACAAGGGAAGACGCGUGGCAGUGGUGCGAGGAGGUGAGCGUGGGGGUGCAAGGCACCCACGCCUGCACCUUCCAGCCCAGGGCUGGCAGCGCUAUCUCCGUCCUGGUGAAUGUCACCCGGCCCCACGCGCUGCCCACGCUCAGCUACUUUAAGGAGCCCUUCUGGCUGCACCAGGCCGUGCUCACAGACGCCCCGCAGCUUGUGCAGGCAACGGUGUCACAGGGCCAGCUGAGCCUGCAGUGGCUGCCACCCCUGGAGGUGCUGGCAGAGCAGCUGGACUACCAGGUCCGCUAUGCCAUGGAGGAGAGCCAUGACUGGAAGGUCCUACAGGUCCCGCGGGCAGCCAGGAAAGAAGUCCUGGACCUACGGCCAGGCGCCCGCUACCAUGCCCAGGUGCGGGCCCAGCCCAGCGGGCCGUGGUACCAGGGCAGCUGGAGCGCCUGGUCCAAACCUGUCGUGGUCGACGCCACGGCCAGUGCGGGCUGGAUCAUCCCGAGCGUUACGGUGGUGCCGCUGGUCUUCACAGGAGUGCUCCUGGGGCUGCGGUGCACCUUCCCUUCCCUCUACAGCAACGUGAAGCAGAAGCUCUGGCCCCCCGUCCCCGACCUGCACCGCACGCUGGGCACCUUCCUCCACGAAAGCAGCAAGCACGGCCAGGCCAACACCUUCUACAAGCAGCCGCCGGAGGAGGCCGUCCUGCCCUGCCUGCUGGAGGUGCUGCCCGGCCCGCGGGGGGAGCCGGGCGCGCCGCCGCCGCCUCCGCCGGAGCACGCCGCCGGCCGCCUGCCCGGCACCGACAUCGCCAACCAGUCCUACCUGCUCAUGAGCGGCUGGGAGCCGCGCGGGCCGCCCUGAGCCGCGCUCCCGGCCCCGGCAUAAAAUGAGACGAGCAAACACCCGGCCUCCUCUCUCCUUCGCGGCGCC